Vitis vinifera (wine grape) is the source of this 1809-nucleotide messenger RNA. RefSeq names its product protein ALTERED XYLOGLUCAN 9. The record is from RefSeq and is a predicted model, not a curated record. Bases 268 to 1329 code for a protein of 353 amino acids. Lineage: Eukaryota; Viridiplantae; Streptophyta; Magnoliopsida; Vitales; Vitaceae. The transcript has 2 exons. Gene Ontology annotation, cellular component: Golgi apparatus. Gene Ontology annotation, biological process: carbohydrate metabolic process. Gene Ontology annotation, molecular function: acetyltransferase activity.
ACUUUUUAUCCAUUUACUUGAUUGCAUUAAUCGUGUUGUGAGGAGGAUUGGAAAAGAGAGAAUUUCCUGAGACGAGAAGGGUGUCGACUCUCGAGUGAGAGAGAGAGAGCGAAAGGAAAAACGCUUGGUUUUCAAGGCAAAAGGCAAAAGCUCCAAAGCGGCUGUGCCAUUACUGUCAUCAACCAAACUCCCCCUUCUCCGAACACAAACAUUGGUAUAAUUUUGUGAUCAGAAGUCGGAGAUCUGACUCAAAAAGAGAGGGGAAUAAUGGUGGGAGGCGUCCAAUUGGGCGUCUUAGCGGCCUGCGUGGUGCUGUUCGUGCCCAUGGGGAUGGCCGGUUGGCACCUCAGCCGCAACAAAAUGCUAUUCUUCAGCGGCGCACUCUUCAUCACCCUCGCCGUUGGCGUCCACCUCACCCCUUACUUCCCCUCCAUUUAUGACGCCCUUUCAUCACUCUCUUCUUCCGUCGAUCGCACCAGCAGUAGAGAUUCCUGUAUUUCAUUUCUUCACGACAUCUCCUUCCUCCACAAAAGCGAUAACUAUUCUUCUGUGGACUACGCUUGGGCCAAUUCCCCCCCAGUGCUCGCCUGCGACUUCCAGCGGCUCGGCCGCUCGGAUGCUUCGGAUUUGCUCAAUGGUUCGUGGGUUGUGGUUGCCGGAGACUCCCAGGAGCGGCUGAUGGCCCUGUCGCUGCUCAGUUUGGUUUUGGAUUCAGAUGAUAUGGAGGUGGUUAAGGGAGAUCUGUUCAAACGGCACAGCGAUUAUCGGAUUGUGAUGGGCCAGAUUGGGAUGAAAUUGGAUUUCAUUUGGGCGCCUUAUGUCGCAAAUUUGACUGGAUUGAUGACGGAGUUGAAGCGGAAUGGAAAUUACCCGGAUGUUUUGGUGAUGGGUUCGGGGUUGUGGCACAUGCUUCACAUCACCAACUCAUCAGAUUAUGGGGUUUCGCUGCAAUUACUGAGGAAUCUGGUGGUCUCUCUGGCGCCAAUCUCCCCCUCCCUAACAGGAGGGUCAGGUUCGGUGUCUAUAAGGUCGCCUCACUUCUUUUGGGUGGGCAUGCCAAGGCUGAUAAACUCAAUGUUAAAUACAGAAGAGAAGAGGGUGAAGAUGAGUGAUGCUAUGCUGUCUGCUUAUGAUACAGAGCUUUACCAAAGUAAGCUAUUGCGCCAAUGGGGAGGAGGGCCCUUGAUAUUACUGGAUGUUGAAUCAUUGGGUAGGAAUUGCGGCACAUCUUGUACUGUAGAUGGAAUGCAUUAUGAUGGGAUUGUUUAUGAAGCUGCUGUCCAUGUCAUGCUAAAUGCAUUGCUUAUUGAAUCUCAUCAGAAGCUUUGAAGGAAUCCAAAUAACUUCAAUGUUUAACUGAAUCCCACCGCCCAUGAAACUGGCUGAAUGAGUCCCCACCGUACUAAAUAGCUUUUUGGCUUUUGCAAGAGGUCGAAUUCUUCCCUCUUAUAUAUAGCAUCCUUGACUUCCGCCAGGUUUUUUCCUGGGUUUCUAGGAACAAGUUACAGGGAGAAUGAUUGGGUAUGCUAAGGAAAAGGAGGGGCUAUACUAUCUUGAAACAAUUAGUGGCAGAAGUAACCAUCUUUCUUCAACUUAUUUUUCAGAAAAGUUCAGUCAAUGGAGCUCGGAUUUGGCUACACCAUCUUUGGUUGGGACAUCCUUCAUUUUCUGUGUUAAAAAGAAUGUUUGCUUUGUUAUUUCAAGGAAUAGAUAUUAAUGAUUUUCAUUGUGAUGUUUGCCAAUUAUCUAAACACCAUCGUGUCUCUUUUCCUUUAUACAAUACAAAGUCUUCUACUCCAUUUUGCUUAA